Messenger RNA from Triticum turgidum subsp. durum (durum wheat), 1905 nucleotides. The record is from the annotation of a GenBank genome assembly. Lineage: Eukaryota; Viridiplantae; Streptophyta; Magnoliopsida; Poales; Poaceae.
AUGUUGGAGGAGCUGCUCAUCUUCACGCGCGGCGGCCUCAUCCUGUGGUCGCUGGCCGGCGCCGCCGCUGCGCUGAAGGGCUCCCCGAUCGACGCACUCAUCCGGUCCUUCCUCCUCGAGGGCCGCUCAGCCUCCGCCGGGGCCGGCGCCGGCUUCACCCACGGCCCGCACGCGCUGCGGGUGCUCCACCUGCUGUACGUCGACGACCUCCUGGCCGCCGUCAGCGCGGAAUUCGCGCGGAUCUACAACCCGAGCCGCGUGUCCUACGACGAGUUCGGGGAGAGGUUCCGGCAGCUCCAUCUCGAGGCCGAGGCGCGCGCGUCCCGUCCGCCCCCCGUCUCCGCGAAGCCUGCUCCAGCUUCAUCCCCUGGCGCUCUCCAGCCCCAUGGUGGCGUUGGCGGUGGUGGUGGUGGUGCUGGUGGUGGUGAGAAGAUGGGUGAUGAGUCUGGGAAGGAUGACUCCGAUGGUGAGCCUUCCAGGCAGGCCAAGCACAGCUCAGCAGCAGAUGGUAGCUUCAAUGGUGUGGAAGAGAAUUCUCAUGCCGGCAAUGGUGGUGUUGUUGUGGAAAGGGAGGAGGAAGGAGGUCCCAACAAUGGGGCUUUUAAUUUUGAAAACAUAACAAAAUUCCUUUUUCCACGCAAUGAUAAAGACAAGCGGAAUAAACCUGUGCACAAGGAUAAGAAGAAACCGAGACCAGGGAGAGACAAGAAACCUGUACCCAAGGAUAAGAAACCAUCCGAGAAGAAGUUGGAUUAUUCCAACCCGGCGGUUCAUGGCGGAGGGGCUGGGGAGCAGACGGCUGUCAACCAGGGGAAGAGCAUGAUGGAUAAGGAUGAAGCGGUGAGGAGCACAGCAAAGGAUGGGUGGUUCUCCUCAAUGUUCAGGAGCAUUGCAGGUAGCAAUGCAGAACUGAAGGAGUCUGAUCUGCAACCUGCACUCAAAUCUCUGAAAGACCGGCUCAUGACCAAGAAUGUAGCCGAGGAAAUUGCAGAGAAGCUCUGUGAAUCAGUCGCAGCCAGCCUCCUAGGCAAGAAGCUUGGAUCGUUCACACGGAUAUCCUCUUCUGUUCAGGCAGCUAUGGAAGAGGCUCUGGUUCGCAUUUUGACCCCAAGGCGAUCUAUUGACGUACUGAGAGAUGUUCAUGCUGCCAAGGACCGUGGCACGCCGUAUGUCAUCGUCUUUGUUGGGGUUAAUGGGGUAGGCAAAUCCACUAACCUCGCAAAGGUUGCUUAUUGGCUUCUUCAGCAUGAUCUUAGUGUCACGCUGGCAGCAUGUGACACCUUUAGAUCUGGCGCUGUUGAGCAGCUGCGCACACAUGCUCGCAGGCUUCAGAUUCCAAUAUUUGAGAAAGGAUACGAAAGGGAUCCAGCUGUAGUGGCGAAGGGUGCGAUUCAGGAAGCCACCCGGAACAAAUCAGACGUCGUUCUUGUCGACACCGCAGGGCGUAUGCAAGACAAUGAGCCACUCAUGAGGGCACUCUCCAAGCUCAUCAAUCUUAAUAACCCGGACCUGGUUUUGUUUGUGGGAGAAGCGCUGGUGGGAAAUGAUGCUGUUGAUCAGCUCACCAAGUUUAGCCAGAAACUGACAGACCUUUCCACUGCUCCCACUGCUAGAUCGAUAGAUGGCAUCCUGCUUACCAAGUUUGACACCAUUGAUGACAAGGUUGGAGCAGCGCUUUCCAUGGUGUAUGUAUCUGGAGCUCCUGUCAUGUUCGUUGGCUGUGGUCAGUCUUACACUGACCUCAAGAAGCUCAACAUUUUCUUGAAGUUUCCUGAUGCUCAUCUAGCUCUGGGUGCUUGCCCCGAGAGCAUGCUGGAACUCGGCUCCGUUCUCCUGGCUGUUUUCUCAUCAUAUGGUUUGGAAAAUUUGGGCCAAAGGAACUGGUUGGCCUUGGGUCUUCAGUAA